AUGCUCGCCAAGUCCGCUGUCAUCCUGGCUGUUGCCAACCUCGCUGCCUCGCACGCUACUUUCCAGAGCUUCGUCCUUAACAACAAGGACAUGGGUUCUGGCUUUGCUGUUCAGGAGCCGUCCAACGGCAACAACCCCAUCCUCGAUGUCACCUCCACUGCCAUGAUUUGCAAUGGUGGUAAGGCCACCUCUGACUAUGUAGAGGUUGCUGGUGGCUCCACCAUUGGCAUGCAGUGGCACCACAACAAGGGCCCUAACCCCAGCGACAAGGACGAACCCAUUGCUCCCUCUCACCGUGGUCCCGUCAUGGUGUACAUGGCUCCCGCCGAAAGCAACGGUGUCGGCGCCGUCUGGACCAAGAUCUGGGAGGAUGGCUACAAGGACGGCAAGUUCGGUGUUGACAGGUUCUACGACAACAAGGGUUUGGUCUCGGUCAAGCUUCCCAACCUGAAGCCUGGCAAGUACUGGGUCCGCCCCGAGAUUAUUGCUCUCCACGAGGCUUCCGCUGUCGGCAAGGCCCAGUUCUACAAUGGAUGCGGUCAGAUCACCGUUACUGGCGACGGAACUGUUUCCCUCCCUGCAGCUGGUGUCGACAUGACCAAGGCUUACAAGGCCACUGACCCUGGUGUCAAGUUCGACAUCUACAACUCCUUCACCUCGUACCCUAUCCCUGGUCCCCAGGUCUUUAACGCUGCCUCUUCCGGCAGCGCUCCUUCCACCACUCCUUCCACCACUCCUUCCAACGGCUCCGCUCCUUCCCCCUCGCCAUCUCCCGUCGAGACUGCUCAGCCUACCCCCUCCAAGCCUGCUGAGAACACCACCCCCUCAACUGGCAACAACGGCUCUACCCUCCCCAAGACCUUCACCAUCAACCAGUUCAUCCAGUGGCUCCAGACCACCGCUGGCUCCGCCUCCUCCAAGGCUCGCCGCCAUGCUCGCGCUUUCAACUAA
This is a messenger RNA of Bipolaris maydis ATCC 48331, 951 nucleotides long. RefSeq names its product glycoside hydrolase. Lineage: Eukaryota; Fungi; Ascomycota; Dothideomycetes; Pleosporales; Pleosporaceae. The record is from RefSeq and is a predicted model, not a curated record.